Molecule: messenger RNA, 3321 nt
Organism: Acanthopagrus latus (yellowfin seabream)
Lineage: Eukaryota; Metazoa; Chordata; Actinopteri; Spariformes; Sparidae
Exons: 8
Coding region: 88-2004 (638 amino acids)
Biological process (GO): cell surface receptor signaling pathway; negative regulation of T cell proliferation; immune response
Cellular component (GO): external side of plasma membrane
Source: RefSeq, a predicted model, not a curated record
GCAAGCAGGAAGCUGAUAACAGAAGAGAGACCAGCAGAGACCAGCAGCAGAGAGUCCAGCAGCAGAGAGUCCAGCUCCUCCUCAGUCAUGUCCUGGUUCACACCUGGGUCACUGACGCUCCUCCUCACCUGUUCAUGGAUCGUGGCUGUGAGUGCAGAGCCUGAGGUGAUACGAGUGGUACAAGUGAAACUUGGACAUGAUGUAACUCUGCCGUGUCGGGCUGGUGACGUCACCAUCAGAGCUGCAGAGUGGACCAGAUCUAAACCAGAACCACCAAAGAACAUCCUGUUUUGGACAGAUGGACAUAUAACAUCCCCCAUUGUAGAUCGAGUGCAGCUGGUGGACGGUGAGCUGAAGACUGGAGACGUUUCAAUGAUCCUGAAGGACGUGAAGAGAGAAGACAGCGGAACUUAUGAGUGUCGAGUUCAAACAGCUGCUUCAAGACGUAACAAGAGAGCCGUCAUCAAGACUGAGCCAAUCAGCAUCGUCGAGCUGCAGGUGACAGACCCAGAGCCUGAGGUGAAAGUGGAACAAGUGGGACAGGAUGUAACUCUGGAGUGUCGGGCUGGUGACGUCACCAUCAGAGCUGCAGAGUGGAUCAGAUCUGAACCAGAACCACCAACUGACAUCCUGUCUUGGAGAGAUGGACACGACCAGCAAGACUCAUCAUUUACAGGUCGAGUGCAGCUGGUGGACGGUGAGCUGAAGACUGGAGACGUUUCAAUGAUCCUGAAGGACGUGAAGAGAGAAGACAGCGGAACUUAUGAGUGUCGAGUUCAAACAGCUGCUUCAAGACGUAACAAGACUGAAACUAUCAGCAUCGUCAAGCUGCUGGUGACAGUUUCCCAGCAUGCCUCAGCUGUGGAGGUGUAUGAGGGAGACCCGUUUGUCCUGCUGCCCUGUGUCUUUCUCACUGAUGGACUCAGCUACCCCUCAGUGGUGUGGAGCCGCUGCGAUCGCAAUCCUUCAACCGUCCACCAGCGUCAGCAGGAAGGUGACGAACUUAUAGACCAAAACCAGCUUUACAGCAGCCGAACAUCCAUGAAGACUGACGCUCUGGAAACUGGAGACCUCAGCCUCCAUCUGACAAAACUCCACCUCUCUGACAGCGGCUCCUACACCUGCACCGUCAGGUGGUUCAAUAGGGGGAGACACAGAGAACUGAGAGUGACGGACGUACAUCUGCAGGUCAAAGAACGAUUCCCAUCCUGGGCCAAAGCUCUCCUGGUUCUCCUGGUUCUUGGACUUCUUGUUGGAGCUCUUUUAGUAUAUUUUAGACUGUAUUUCAUGUCAGUUUACCAGGUGGAGGUGGAUUCAGGGGCGGAGUCUGUCCAGCUGCCCUGCAAAACCAGAGUUCACCUGCCCAAAGACGCUAAAGUUGAGUGGAGGGAUGGAGGUGACUGGAAGGUCCAUGUGUAUCAGAACGGUUCUGACCAGCCUGAAGAACAGGACAGUGAAUACAGAGGUCGAACAGAGAUGAAGAGAAACCUGCCGAGAGACCUCAGUCUGACCCUGAAAUACCCCACAGACUGGGACAGUAACAUCUACACCUGCACCGUCUACAACAGGGAGGGACGCGUCCUGAUGGAGAAACAAGUGGUGCUGUGGGUCAAAGUCUGUCAGGUGGAGGUGGAGGAGGGGGCGGAGUCUGUCCAGCUGCCCUUCAGAACUACACCUGACCUGCCUGAGGACGCUGCAGUGAAGUGGGUCUGCUCACACAGGACAGUCCACCUGUAUGAGAACAGAUCUGACCAGCCUGACAAACAGCACCAGGAUUACAAAGACCGAACAGAGAUGAAGAAAGACCUGCUGAAGACUGGAGACCUCAGUCUGACCCUGAAACACCCCAAAGAGACAGACACACGAAAAUACUGGUGUUUAGUCAUCAACAAGGACGGAUACAGACUGAGAAUGAAAACAGUGAAGCUCAAAGUCAAAGGGAACAUCAGGAACAGAAGCAGCUCCACUGAUCCGACUCCUCUGAUGGCUGAUCAAUCUGUUUGAUCGGUCUGUUGGUCAAUCUUUGAUUAUUGAUCUGAUGAGACUUUGGAUCAGAGACUAAAUGGAGGUGAAGGAGCUGAUGGAGGACGGAUGAAGACAGGAGGACGCUUCAUCAGCUUCUUCUUCACUCUGACUCUCACACACAGUCUACACACUCACUAUUGAUGACUGUUGAUCAGUGAUGUCAGAGUGAUGUCACAUGGUGGUUUAGAUCCUUUGAACUCUGACAGUAAAGUGUAAAUACAUUUAUUAUUGGAACAACAGACGUCUGGUUCGUCUUUCGUUGGACUCCAGAGUGUUUACUGUCUGCUGACAGCCUUCCUGUCCUGGACACUGAUGAACACUGACUGACUGAAUAAAUGAGUUCUCUGUGGUGAGAUCAUUAGAUGUCCAGUUUCACAUGAUCUCUUUGUGUCGAUGACAAUAUUGGAAACGUCUCGAUUCUACAGCUCAGAUUGUUCCACCACCAACUCUGACAGGAUACAAGGUCACAAGAUCAAUGAUCACAUCUACUGACUGAACACAGCGAGACAGGUGUUCACACAUCGUCAUCGUACAUGAAGAUCCUUCAGAUUCUUCCUCUGACCCUCAUUUCUUACAUGAACUGUGAUCACUAACAGCAGUUUAGCUCGGUUGGUAGAGUCCAUGUGCAGAGGCUUCGUCCUCAGGUUCAACUCUCAUCCUGGGGCCCUUUGCUGCGUGUCACCCUCCUCAUCCUGUUUCCUGUCUGAUCUUCAGCUGAACUAUCAAUAAAACAUUACAGAGUUGGAUCGGUCUGAAAUCAGUCCGUCGGUCCAAUCAGGUGCAGCCAGGUAGUUGUUGGGGGUGGAGCCUGUGUUUGUUUUCUCUUCCUAAACCUCACCUGUGGACCUGUACCGUCAGGAUGGGGGGCGUGGCCUCCUGACCUCACAGUGUGUGACCAGGGAGACCAGGGUGUAAAACUCUUGCUCCAGAUUGAGACGCCGUGUAAAUAUAAUGCAGAAAUCUGCAAAUUGUUUCUGAUUUAUAUUCAUAUUGUGUUUUUGUAAAGUUACACGAUCACAGCAGCAUGUUUCUAACAAGUUGGUUCUGGGGCAAGAAAAGACUGGGACAGUUGUGGGAUGUUAUAAAACAUCUGGGAGGUUUGGAAACCAGCAGCUGUGAUGGUCCGGCUGCGUGUUAGAGCCCGUUGCAUGAUGGGUAACACAGAGGUGAAGCACCAUGACUGAGUGUCAUCAGAGAAGAUGUGGUGCUGCUCAGUGGUGAACCUGCUCCAGGACCAACUGUACAGGAACAUGCUGCAACAUCUCAUUCACAAAUAAAUCAAGUUUGUCAGCUUGA